AUGGCUGUCUCCCGCUUCUGCGCGCUGCUGCCCGGCGCGCUCCUCGCGCUGGUGCUCCUCUCCGCCGCGUCGCUCCCGUCCCCCGCUUCCGCCUUCCGCGGGCGGAUGCUCCAGACCCCCGCGCCCGCGCCCGCGCCAUCGGGAGACGAGUCCGGCGUCCUUCCCGUGGAGACCAUCCCGUCCCCGUGGCCCGCCACCAACGCUUCAAUGGAUGCCGCCGCGAUCGCCGCGACCAUCGAUCCGAACGUAAACGACACGUAUCCUGCCGUCCUCGAUCCGAUCACGCAGCCGGCUCCCCCGCCGUAUGUGGCGCUGAAUCAGUUCAUGGAUCCCGCGGAUAUCGGAUCGGCGUUGGAUCAGAUCGACGCGCGCGCCGUCGCGUACUCGUCUACGCUUGAGGAUACGAGCCUGCCGGCUGAUGCGCCUGCUGAGGUGGCGAACUGGACCAACACGCUCGCUACUGAUCCCGGAUACGCCUCAUACCCUUACAAGAAGCCCCGGUACCACCCGGUGUACGGGCUUGCGGUGAAGAAGCCCAACGGCAAGUGGUACACCUACAUCAACAACAACCUGCAGUGGCCGGGCGUCGAUGACUGGGCCACCGGCUUCAAGACCUGCCGUUUCACCCAGCCCGACCCUGUCUAUGGCUUUAACUGCACUGAGGAUGCGACCUGCCCCGGAUGCCCCUACUGCCGCGCGCAGCAGUGCUUCUUCAACCGCCACUGGCCCACCUACCGCAACCCCCAGACUGAUGGGUCUAUCCCCGGGCAGAUGUACUGGCAGCGUCUCAUUGAUGCUGCCAUUAACCCUAAGAGGUAUGGCCCGACGCGGUGUUUGGCGCGCGAGAUUACCGUCGUUUCCGCGCGCAUUGGCAACAUGUGGCGGGGGCGGAAGGCGCCUGCGGAAAAGCGCGCGAAGGAGGCGGAAAGCAGCGACGGCGAGACGGAGGCGAGUCGCGAUGCGGAGAGUGACGCGGACGACAGCGGAAGUGACAGCGGAAGUGAAGACGGGAGUAACGGGAACGAGAUAGUAGACGGGGAUAAGGGGAAUAAACAGCGCGCGAGAGUGGCCCGGGACGAGGAACCGUCCAAUGGGAAGCGCGGGUUAGACGCCAGUGAUGCAGCGACACGUGGCAAGAAUUCCAGCCCCAGCGCGGUGCGGCUGCCUUGGCUGACGUGGCUUGCUCUGACUGGCUCGUAUCUCGUGGCGCUAAUUCUCGCCUUCAGUGUUCUCCGCGCAACCCUCCCCGCGCAUAAGGACCCGCUCGCCCCGUGCAAAAUCCCGCCUUCCGCCAAUGCGGAAAGUUUUGAGACGACUUCCGCUAACGCCUCCGCAAUUUCCGCCGCUGCUGACGGGAGCGAACUGGCGAACGCGACGCGAUGGACUAAUGCCACGUGUCCUGUCCCGUGGCACCCAGCCGUGGACGCGCUGACGUGGCGGUGGUCCCCGCUAGCGGCGGCGGCGGCCGUGCUAGGGUUCAUGAUCUGCGCGCUGCGCGCAUUGGGGAGCGAAUUGGCGGAACUUAACGCGCUGGAGGAGCGCCUCCGCGCACUAGAAGGGGGAGGGGGCGGGCGCGGGGGAAGGCUGGGGAAAGGCGGAGCGGAGGGGGAAGAGGGCGGAAGCGGACGGGGGAGGGGUGCGGAGGGGAUUGGAGGGGUGUCAGGUUCGGAUGGAGGUUCGGAGGGAGGUUCGGACGGAAGGGCGGUGGUGACAGCUGGCAGCAAGCUGGCGGUAUCGGUGGGGCGAAGCUCUCUGUUGGGGAUUCUGGUGCACGAAAUAAGAGCACCGCUUAGAGGCGUGCUGGGUCUGCUGCAGCUGCUCCUCUCCUCCUCCCUCGACGAAUCGCAGCGCGACAUGCUGGCAGCCAUUCAGGCUACGGCGCGCCACGUCAUCCACGUCGCCAACAACGUCGUCGACAGCUGGCGCAUCGAGAACCAGAGCGCAGUGUUUGACCUGCGGUGUGUGGUGGAUGAAGUGGUGCUGCUGGUGGCGGGCGAGGCGCGGGAGAAAGGCGUUGAGCUGGCAGCACUGGUCAUGGACUCUGUGCCCACCGUGGUUGUGGGAGAUCCCCUCAGGCUGCGCCAGAUCCUCGCGAAUCUCAUGGCAGUGGCAGUGCGUCUCACCGACCGCGGUCACGUGUUUCUGGUGGUGUGCCUGGCACCGGAUGAUGAUGAGAUGAGGCGCAUGGCGGAUCCGAAUUCCGCUGACGAUACGGAAGCCCCCAGCCGUGAGGCCCAGGCAGUGGAAGCAGAGCGCAUAGCUCGAGGCCGUGCAAGCCAGGCCAAAGGGGAGAGCCUGACUUUGAGCGGGCGAGCAGCAGCGGACGGCAGCAACAGCUGGGAGAGCAUCUGCCGCAUGAUCCGCGAGCAGGAGGCACGGCUGAUGUGCACGUUGGAGGACACGGGGGUGGGACUGCCUGAUGCCGUCUUUGACGCUCUGGAGAAACCCUUCCAGCCGCUCUCCCUGCCGCUGCAGCAGCGCUUCGCCGCCGUCCCCCUGCUGCUGAACGUCGCUCAGAACCUAGUCCAAGCCAUGCACGGUCAACUGCUCGUCUACAGCCGUCCCGGCAUCGGCACCACAUUCACCUUUGAUCUCUCGCUUGCACAGCCGCCCACGGGGCCGGCCUCUAGCCUGCUGCCACGUGUCUUCCACGCGGGAUUCGGGCCAAUCCCGGACGAGCAGCAGGCGGAGAGCCUGGCGCUGCGGGGCAAGCUGAGAGGGCUGAGAUGCCUGGCUGUUGACGGGAGACCCGUGAGACAACAGGUGCUCGCCACAUGCAUGGCUCGCCUGGGUCUAGAGGUCGAUCUCUCAGACAGCGUCUCUGCUGCUGCGCUGGCGCUCAGGCACGAUGUCACCUCUCCUGCUGCUCCUGCUGCUGGUGCUGGCAUCGCAGCAGCCUCUCAACGCAAGAGCCGGUGGGAUGUGGUGGUGGUCGAUUUGGACAGUGACGGCCCUUCCACAGGCCUUGCAUUAGGCCGCAUGGUGCUGCAGCUGAGGGACCUGGAGGCACAGCAUCGCGCCACGGACCCUGUAGCCAUCACGCAAUCGCUGGCCUCGCUGGGCUGGGAGCAGCACUCCAAUCUUCCCCUUCUGGUUCUUGUCGCCAAGGACUCCAAUGAGGCGCUGAGGGAGGAGGCGCAGAAGCUGGGAUUCGCAGGCAUCAUCGUGAAACCACUCAGGGCUGCCGACAUGGCCACCACACUGCUUGAAGCGCUCUCCUUCAACCCGCGCGACACCAGCGCCACGGCAGCCAGGCGGCGUCAGAUUCUGCUGCGCUUAUGCCUCAAGGGCAAACACGUGAUGAUAGUGGAUCACAACUUCAUCAGUCGCAAGGCCGUGGCAGUCAUGCUCUCCCGCUUCGCCGAUGUGGCCCUCGCUCUCGGCUCUGCUAGCGAAGCCCUCGCGCGCCUGCAUGCUGCCCCCUCCCUCGCACUCUCUCAGGGGCAAGGGCAGGGGGAGGGGCAGGGGGAAGGGCAGGGGCAGGCGCAGGCGCUGGGGCAGAUCCGUGGCUCGGAGUUUCACCUGGUGCUUGUCAACCUGCGCCUUGCUGACAUGUCCGGCUUUGCAUUCACACAGGCUGUAAGGCGCAUUGAGGAGCAGCGCUAUAACGAGGAUGUGGUGCGCAUGGGGAGUGCGGCUCAGCACUCGCACAUCCCCAUCGUGGGACUGGUCAAUGACGCCCUGCCUGAACUGGUGGCCAAGUGGAAAGAGGCAGGUAUGGAUGGGAUGCUCUCAAACCCCAUUGACGAGGCUCAACUGCUAACUGUGGCCCAGGGUCGCGGCAGCAGGCGCGCCAAGGCUGAGGAUGAUGCCGUCGAAGAGAAGAGCGACGUGAAACGCGAGAAGGAAAACGGCGUUGUAAAUGGAAAGGGCGGCGGCAAACGUUUAAAGGAGAGCACCGCGGUCGAAGAAAACGGCGUCGUGAAAUGCGUAACAGAAAACGGCGAGGUGGGAGAAAAGGGCUCGGGCAAACGAUCAAAGGAGGCCGGCGCAACUGAAGAGAAGUCACGCACGAAGCGCGCCAAGGUGAACAACGGCCGCAGCGUCAGCCGCGUGGAGGCUCCACGUCAGCCCAAGGCAGAGAAAGGGGGAAAGAAGAAGCCUCCACUUCAUCCCAAGGAAGAGAAAGAGGCGAGUGGGAAGCCUUCAGGCCAGCUCAAGGGAACGGAAAAAGAGGCGAAGAAGGCGCCUGGGAAGGCGAGGAAGCGAGGCAAGGCGCCAGCGAUCGACGACGACAUGAUUCAAGUGAAGCAGGCUCCGCUCGCUGACUCAGCUAACCGUUUGUAUCCAGUAAGCACCCGCAUUUCCUCUCAUGGUAGCUUACCAAGUCAUCACUGUAUCGCCACUCUAUCCUCACUUGCGCAAACUGCCUCUGUCCUCCGUCCGAUCUGUGCAGAGGAAGUCGCGAUCGUGCUCACGCACCCGUCGGAUCCAGCAGCCGCUGCUGCGGCAGCGGCGGCGGAGAAGGGGCCAGUGCGGCAGCUGCUGGACUUCGUGUUUCACGACUCGGAGGGCGCGCUCGUGCCGCUCGACAGCUUCGACGCGCUGGCGGCGCGCGGGGAGGGGCUCUUCGCGACGGGCGUCAUUCUUCCCGAGACCGCCGCGCUGCGCCAUAUGGCGGGUUACAGGUGCGAGGCGUUCGGGCCCAUCGACGGGUGGUACAUCGACGGCUACGAGAAGGCGAACACAGCGGCGCGCAUCAUGAUCACCACGGACGCUGCCACGUACGUCUGCUGCCGCCCCGCCGCCAAGCAGAAGAAAGACUUCACAGCGCUGCAGGACAAGGCCAAUUUGUGCGUGGAGGUUUAUCGAGCCCUUUCCAAGCCGGACGGGGGCGACCCUACCAUUUCCUUGCCAGAGGUGGUGGCGCGCGUGUCCAGGGCGCUGGGGCGGCCGUGCAGGGACGAGCUGGUGGCGGCGCACGCGUUUGUGUUGCAGCAGCUGUGCGGGCUGGACAAGGACGCGGAUGAAGACGACCAGCUCUUCUCGGGACUGCCUGCACUUGAGUCGUUGAAAGAGGAGGGAGCGAAGCACGCAGCCGUCCGGAGCAUCGUGGAGGCCAGGCAAGCCAGCGCCAAGGAACACACGGGCAAGAAACCAGCUGCUACAAACGGAGCCCUCGUUAUAAGAGACACUGCUGGCGGCAGUGGCAGCAGCAGCAGGGCCGGCGGGGGAACAGCCGCGAGCAGCAACUGGGUGCUGGACGAGGACCAGCUGCGCUUCAUGCCGCUCCAGCUGUUGCUCAUGCUGCCCAUGCUGCCCCCUUUAUUGGUCUCUGCUGACCCCUGCCUGCCUCUUUCACCUUUUUCUCCUGUUUACUCCGUCUGCCGCUAUUGCACCCGGCGACCUGCCACGCCGCUGUCUGGACGACUAGGCUCUCUACGAGUACCAGCUGCUCUUCGUGCCGCUCCAGCUGCUGCCCAUGCUGCCCAUGUUGCCCCCUGCUCUGUCGCCACCCUCCUCACCGCUGUGCCCUCCUCACCGCUGUGCCCUCCUCACCGCUGUGCCCUCCUCACCGCUGUGCCCUCCUUACCGCUGUGCCCUCCUUACCGCUGUGCCCUCCUCACCGCUGUGCCCUCCUCUUCUCUCCCACUUCCACCCCCCAGCGUGGACGAGGAAACAGACGAGUUCCUCUUAUUUGACGACGCUGCCGCUCCGUUGCACCCCGACGACCUCCCUCGGCGCCGCCUGGACGACUGGGCUCUCUACGACGAUCAGCUGCGCUUCGUGCCUCUCGAGUUGCUGCCCAUGCUGCCGGGAGUGGCCGCCGACUCCCUCGUGUUCGGCUCUGGCGUUAUGAUGGAGGACGAUGGCAGCGGGUUUAGCCUGGACGAUCCUACUGUCGAAUCCGCUGGUACUACUCGCGGUGACGGCGGUGGUGCUGGUGGUUCUUCAGGUGGUGCUGGUGCUUCAGGGAGUGGUUCAGGUGCUUCAGGGAGUGGAUCCGGGUCGGGGUCUGAUCCUGCAGCAGCAGAUGGUGGUGGUGGUGGUAUCCGGGUGUACCUGAGCGCGAUUAAGGAGUGGAUGAUCGAAUUUGGGGCUGGGAUGCUUUUCGUGACCAUUCGAACGGAUGGGGCAUGGUACAGGCUUGGCCGCCCCUGUGCCGCCUAUGUCCCCUGGUACCGCCCAGUUCUGCGCACGGCCCGGCUGGCAAUCCAAGUCAUCGAGAUGCUGAGUGGCGAGUCCCGGGCGGCACGUUUGUCUUUUCUGGACGUUGUGACGAAGCUGGCGCAGGAGCGGGUGGCGGAGAAGCAGCAGAAGAGCGGAAAGGCGCCGGCGCGUGGGGACUUAGCUAAGAGUUUCGCUGAGAUGGAGCGGUUUUUAGUGGUGCACGGGAAUAUUAUUCUGCAGCAGUUUAGGGAGUACCCAGUAGAAACGAUCCGGAGGAGCCCCUUUAUAAGCACGCUGCGAGAAAAGAUGGAGACGCGGUCGCAUACAGAGCUAAAAGUUAGUAAGAAAAAGGCGGCUAUGAUUGUCGCAAACAGAGGUAGCAAUGGGCGUGGUGGGGGUGACGGUGGGAGUGCGAGAAACGCCAAUCCUGCUGCGGCUUUGAGGCCAGAUGCUAGUAAGAGGAAGCCUAUGCGUGCGACCACGACUCAGCUGGUCCACAGGAUCUGGAAGGAGUACUAUGAACGGUUCGGAUUGAAGCGGGAUGAGUGCGCGGAAGCAGAUAAGGAGGCUGGUGUGACCGAUAAGGGAAAAGCAGCUGCUGGUGGGACUGAGACGGAGAAGGCGAAGGAAGCUGCUGCAGGUGGGAGCAAAGCUGGUGGAAACAAGGCGAGAGCAGUAAAGGACUCCACUCAGGGCGUGACAUGGAUCGGCACAAGCACUGGCCGCACAGAGGAGGACCAUCCUGCAUACGCCUCAGCCUCAGUGUGGGGGCUGGAGGUCAGGGCAGGGAUCGUGGUGCUUGCAGCUGUGGCGGAGGGCGAGCAUGACGGGCACGAGGGGCGGUGGAGGGAGGAAGAGGAGAAACUGGUGCUUGUGGAUGAGCUGGCAUCAGUGACGCAUCGCAAGCAGCCAUGGGGAGCGGAACAUAGGCUCAGGAACAUGGAGGAACACGAGAGGGAGAGGGAGCGAAUGGAGAAGCUUUUCAACGAGACGGGGCAGCGCUCCUUCUUCUACCGCCUCCUCUACAACCCCUCCCGCGGCGGCUUUUUCGACCUGCCCAAGAGCCUGGGCAGCGGAACAGGCAGGUGUUGCUCGUGUGAUGAGGAUGCAGAGAGGGAUAGGAUGAUGGAAGUGCGGAGGCUUGGAGGCGGGAAGGCAGGGGAAGAGGAGAAGGUGGAGGAGGGAUUCGCUUACUUAGGGAAGGAGUUUCGGGUGCAGGACUUCGUGUUUUUGCAUCCGGCAGCAGUGGGGGAGGAGAGCGAGGGGAAGAAGGUUAAGAUAGCGAAAGGAGGGCGGAACAUUGGACUGCGCGCAUGGCCUAUCGGGCAGAUAGAAAGGUUUGUAGCUCCGACUGGCGGGGCGAAGGAGGUGCCCGAAAAGAUGGUGGUGAGGAGGUUUUUCCGCCCUGAAGAUGUGCCGAAUGAGGGUGAUGAGAUCGCGUAUACGGCACACAUCCGAGAGUUGCCCCCUGGGAUUCGUUUCGGCCCUUCCUCAGCAGCAUCAGCAUCACCAGUCAAGGAGAAGGGCAAGGGCAAGGGCAAGAGUGUUGCUACUGACGACGAUGCUGAUGCAGAAGCAGCAGAGGCAGCAGCUUCAGCUAGAGCCCGGGCGAAAGGCAAGGGGAAAGCAGCUGCGGAGGAGCCAGAGGAACCCACCAGCAAGGCUGCAGCUGGGGCGAAGCAGCAACAGGGGAAGCAGAGAGAUCUGGAAAAUCAGGAGAAUGCAGAGAAUCAGGAGGAAGGGCAGCAAGGGUGGGAAAAAGCAGCAAGGGCGGUGCAGCGGUCGGGCGCGUGUGAGACGCGGUGGGCCAUCGAGUAUGAGCACCCGGCUGCUGAGGCGUUUCAGAAGAACCACCCCGACGCUGCUGUCAUCUGCGCCAACUGCAACGUGGUGCUCAGGUGA
Molecule: messenger RNA, 8013 nt
Organism: Closterium sp. Yama58-4
Lineage: Eukaryota; Viridiplantae; Streptophyta; Zygnematophyceae; Desmidiales; Closteriaceae
Source: the annotation of a GenBank genome assembly